AUGGACACCAACCUCAGCCCGGACGCCUUGAGGAAGGUGAGCUCCCAGCGUCUUCCCCCUCCCGCCCUCUUUCAGGGCCCGCCGUCCCAUAAUGCAUCGAAUCUGUCGCUUCAACCACCAGUACCUACAGUUUCCGCUCCUGGAGGUAGUCAGCCUGCGACCCAUAGCCCACUAUUGAGUCGCAGGCGUUCAUCACCAAAACCCCUCGAUGCGUCUGGUCUUUCUCCGUUUCUAUCUCGCACCCAGUCCCGAGGCGAGGUAGAUGGCUCCGAUGCGCUUUGGGAAGAGAUGCAAAGCGCGCUUUCUGAUGUGGAAGUCAGUGCAACGGUUCGCGGGCAUGUAUUUGGGGAAAAGCACUCCGAAGCACUAGAAGAGCUGCGAAUGAAGCAUCUACGACUUGCGCAGGCGUGGGGUCGGGGUGAAGCUGAAGAUGAAGGUCCUGAUUCCAAAACUGCUAUCAUGAAGCCCCAGUCUCCCAAGAGAGAUUCGCGGACAGUCGGGGAUAUGCCUGGGGAAGCGGAUGAAUCGUCGAAGAAUUUGGAUGAAGAAACGGAGAAAGACAUCCAGCUUGCCCGCGAGAGGCGGGAAGCAAAUGAUCGGUACUUUGAUCAAGUCAAUAACAGCGUUUUGGAUGUGGUCGCAAAACUAGAAGACGUUGCUCAGGCCAUGCGUACAAUGGAAGCAGAGAGCAAGGAUAUUUGGAGUGAGGAUGACAGCUUGAGUACCGCUUCUCAUUCUACCGUUAAUAUAGCCGGUUGA
Aspergillus puulaauensis is the source of this 759-nucleotide messenger RNA. RefSeq names its product DUF5315 domain-containing protein. The record is from RefSeq and is a predicted model, not a curated record. The transcript has a single exon. Lineage: Eukaryota; Fungi; Ascomycota; Eurotiomycetes; Eurotiales; Aspergillaceae. The coding region runs from base 1 to 759 and encodes 252 amino acids.